AUGGUAAAAUAUAAUGAGAAUAACCGAACAAAACAGAGUAUGCCACUGGGUUGGGGUGUGACAGCACUCCCCACCAAAACAAAGCAUGUCCUCAUCUUCAGAGGUCGAAACAGAAACGGCGACACUGAUCCCAUGCCUCCCAGACGACGUCGCUUUGAACUGUCUUGCAAGGAUCCCUCGCUCCCAUCAUCCGACACUCUCCCUCGUUUCUAAACCCAUCCGUUCCCUCCUCUAUUCCCCACUAUUCUUCAACACUCGCUCUCUCCUCCACUGCACCCAGAACCUCCUCUACCUCUCUCUCCGCUCACGCGCUUCCACUCUCCAAUGGUUCACGCUUCACCACACGCUCCUCGCCCCUCUCCCUCCCAUCCCCUCCCCCGCCAUCGGCUCCGCCUAUGCCGUCAUCGGUCCCACCAUCUACGUAAUCGGCGGUUCCAUUAACGACGUUCCCUCCCCCCAUGUCUGGCUCCUUGAUUGCCGCUUCCACCGCUGGCUCCCCGGCCCCGCCAUGCGCGUCGGCCGUGAAUUCGCCGCCGCCGGCGUCGUCGACGGCAAGAUUUACGUCAUCGGCGGCUGCGUGGCCGACACGUGGGCCCGGUCUGCGAACUGGGCGGAGGUGCUGGAUCCCGCCGUGGGGCGGUGGGAGAGGGUGGCGAGCCCCGUGGAGGUGCGGGAGAAGUGGAUGCACGCCAGCGCCGUCGUCGACGGCAAGGUUUACGCCAUGGCAGACCGCGGCGGCAUCGCGUUCGACCCUCGCAGCGGCGCGUGGGAGAGCGUGGGGGGAGAGUUGGAUUACGGGUGGAGGGGGAGGGCGAGCGUGGUGGAUGGGAUUCUGUAUUGCUAUGAUUAUUUGGGGAAAAUCAAAGGGUUCGAUGUGAAAUUAGGGUUGUGGAAGGAGUUGAAGGGGUUGGAUAAGGGUUUGCCUAGGUUUUUGUGUGGUGCUACCAUGGCUGAUUUGGGUGGAAAUUUGGUUGUGGUUUGGGAGUGCCAAGGGAGUGGGAGUGUGAAAGAUAUGGAGAUUUGGUGUGCGGAGAUUGAGGUGAAGAAGAAUCCCGAUGGGGAAUUGUGGGGUCACGUUGCUUGGUUCAGUAAGGUUCUUUCUGUUCCUAAAGGCUCCUCCAUUGUCCACUGUUCUUCUGUUGCCUUGUGACCUUCCUCAUCAGGUCCUGAUAUAAUGUAAGCAUUCCUUGACUUUACAUUAAAUUGAUCUUGCAAGUUCCUUUCGAAGUUUGAUCAGGUGACGUUUCAGCUCCAGUGUUGUCUGUAAAUAAAUGAACAGGUGCUGCUCAAAUAGUAGUGCACUACCACAACUGUAUAGUUAGUAUGUAGUGUAUUCAGUUUAGUACUUCCGUUGUGUCAUCUUUCCCUUGUAUUUCUUUUUGUAUCUGAGUGAGUUUGUGAGUUGCACAGUUAGUACUAAAUGCCAAAUGCCCUCGUCCAAUAAAAUGCUGUUAGUUUUCAGGUUUA
This is a messenger RNA of Abrus precatorius (Indian licorice), 1467 nucleotides long. RefSeq names its product F-box/kelch-repeat protein SKIP6. The transcript has 3 exons. The record is from RefSeq and is a predicted model, not a curated record. The coding region runs from base 86 to 1150 and encodes 354 amino acids. Gene Ontology annotation, molecular function: protein binding. Lineage: Eukaryota; Viridiplantae; Streptophyta; Magnoliopsida; Fabales; Fabaceae.